GCACGUGGGGCUGGAAAGUCCAUACGAAUUGGACAUUCCGAAGAGGCCGAGCCAACAACCAGUCACCAACCAGCCACUUCGACUCGUCUGCUGCGAGUCAAGGAAAUGUGAUUGACAAGGUCUGCGUGCGUCGCUUCCUCGAGUUUCCGCAUCAUUGACUUGAAUCCGGCUUCUUAUUCGACGCCCCAUGCCUUCCUCCUUAUUUCCACGACUCUAGCUCAAGCCUCUGCGACCCUCUGGGUGGCUGCUUGCUCGGUCUCCGGCUCCUCGGUCCCCAGCACGAGCAGCAAACCUCACCCCGGCCUCUUCUUGAUCGUUUCAGUGUCCGGAGGCGUGUGCGUGUGGGUCGAUCGAUCCGUCGACUAGUUUUGGGGCGGGUCUCGUCGCUGUUUUGUGGUGGAGAGCUUGAGGUUUGCAGAUCUGGUAGUCUGAGUCGGACGGGCACGGGAGGCAGGGAGGGAGGAGAUAUGGAUUCCUCCGUAGACGCUCUGAAAGAUGACAACAUGGCGCUCGCAGGCAUAGCGUUGGCCGUGGUCGCUGUCGUUGUAGGUUCGGCCUUUUUGUUCGUUAAGCUGAAAAAGAAAGGAUCUCUAAAUCCGGAAAAGUGGACGCGUUUCAUCUUGGAAAAGAAGACUCAAGUCAGUCCCAACGUCGUAAAACUGAAAUUCGCUCUGCCUACUAAGACUUCAGUCCUCGGGCUACCUAUCGGUCAGCAUGUGAGUUGCAGGGGACAAGAUGUAGAAGGUGAGGAAGUCAUCAAGCCGUACACCCCUACCACUCUUGAUUCUGAUGUGGGCUUCUUCGAGUUAGUUGUUAAGGUCUAUGAGAAGGGUCGCAUGUCAGGAUAUUUUGGUAGGAUGAAGGAAGGAGAUUAUUUGGAAUGCAAGGGGCCCAAGGGUCGAUUCAGAUACACCCCAAAUAUGAUGAGAGCUUUUGGAAUGAUUGCCGGCGGUACUGGACUUACCCCGUGUUACCAGGUAACCAGAGCGAUUCUAGAAAACCCCAAAGACAAGACCAAUGUGUCGCUUAUCUACGCCAAUGUUACUUUUGAAGACAUAUUACUGAAGGAUGAUCUUGACAGAAUGGCAAAAAUGUAUCCUGAUCGAUUUAAAGUUUACUACGUUCUCAACCAGGCUCCUGCCGACUGGCAAGGUGGCGUAGGUUUCGUGUCUGCUGAUAUGAUCAAAGAUCACCUUCCUGCACCUGCCGCAGAUAUCCAGGUUUUGAGAUGCGGCCCGCCUCCUAUGAACAAGGCAAUGGGAAUGCACCUUGAUAACCUCGGUUACACCAAGGAAAUGCAGUUCCAAUUUUAAGUGAGCGUCAAUACAUUCUUCUCUUUCGCGUACCGAAUAUGGAGAGAGUACUGCUGGAUAAGGUCUCUGGAGCACAUUCUAAUUAGAUUGUUUCUAGCAGGAACCAAGUAGAUAAUUCAGACCUUUCACAGCUAAGAAAUGUGGACCCUCUUUUUUCGCAAGUCAAGUGGCUGGCAUGUAGAAAAUUUCUCUGAAACGUAAAUCGUAUGCAACUUCACUACAAUUUCUCUUGACUCUCACACUGGAAAACGUUGCUCAUUGUCUCUCGUAUGUAGAACGUGCUGUACUGAACUACGUGAGGGCUCCUACAAUGUAUAUCUCAUCAUAACCAAUCAAAUAGUCAAAACUCGUCACAAUAUUCAGCGGACGAGCAGUGUCUAGGCCAAAGCCCAUUAACGUCUCAAACAGGAACACUUAGAAGGAGACCCACAAGUUUUCCUUUGGGACAAUGUGCGGAGUUAAACUUAUGCAGUCAUGUAGAUGUGGAACUGACGCUCGUAUAUGCAGCGCUCGUCGUAGCGGGAACAACGAUCCGAAAUUGUUGAGGACGUGAAAUGAGUUUUGUCGUAUUGUUGUUUUCUGCCAUUGAAUAUUGGCCAUUAUCAAUCAAC
Molecule: messenger RNA, 1924 nt
Organism: Marchantia polymorpha subsp. ruderalis
Lineage: Eukaryota; Viridiplantae; Streptophyta; Marchantiopsida; Marchantiales; Marchantiaceae
Source: the annotation of a GenBank genome assembly